AUGGCUACCGCACAGCAGCUUAACCUCCCCGAUGGACGGGUUCUCUCGUAUCAUCUAUCUGGCCAGGAUUCACAGCCCGUGGUGUUACUAGCCAAUUCACUGAGCGCGCCAUUCACGGCAUGGGACCACGUCGUCAAGGUACUCAAUGAGAACGGAUUCCGCACGCUUCGCUAUGACCAGCCGGGACACGGCCAGUCCUCUGCGCCCAAGGGCCUCGACACGGAAUUCGAGACGAUAGCCGACGACGUCUACCACUUGCUACAGGCCCUCAAGAUUGAGAAGCUUUUCGCUUGGAUCGGAGUGUCAAUGGGUGCUGCCACCAUUUUCUACUUUGUGAACAAGUACCCCGGUAUUGUCCACAAGGUGGCCAUCUGCGACACCAUUGCGGCGUCACCAAAGAACGCCGGAGUGGAAGAUGCGUUUGGCCCUCGUGUCGUGGCAGCGCGGAAGGCCGGGAACAUGCAGGAGGCAGUAGAGGGCACGAUGGACCGAUGGUUCGGUGCCGACUGGAUCAAGGCCAACCCUGAAGAGGCGGCCCGCGUGCGAGCCAUCAUGAACCAGACUAGUGUUGACGGCUUUGAGACCUGCAUUCAUGCUCUGCAGAGCGACAAGUUUGACAUCCGGCCGCUAUUUGAGAAGGUCGGAGCUGGAGCUGAUGAAGCGCUGCUAAUUGUAGGGGAAAACGAUGCCAAUCUGCCGCAGGCCAUGGCCGAAAUGCGGGAGAAGGUUGAACAGGGCUUCAAAGCAGCGGGCAAGGACCGAAAGAUUGAGUUAAAGAUUAUAAAGAACGCGGGCCACGUUUGCUUCAUCGACGGAUUUGAGCAAUUCAAGCAGAUAAUCCUAGAAUACCUCAAGGCCUGA
Colletotrichum truncatum is the source of this 861-nucleotide messenger RNA. Its product is annotated as saga-like transcriptional regulatory complex subunit spt3. The record is from RefSeq and is a predicted model, not a curated record. NCBI's taxonomy places the organism in Eukaryota, Fungi, Ascomycota, Sordariomycetes, Glomerellales, Glomerellaceae.